This is a messenger RNA of Sphenostylis stenocarpa, 954 nucleotides long. Lineage: Eukaryota; Viridiplantae; Streptophyta; Magnoliopsida; Fabales; Fabaceae. The record is from the annotation of a GenBank genome assembly.
AUGGCAUCGGCCCUGAGAUCGCCGAUUCCGUCAAACAGGUUCCCGUCUCAUAAAUCCUUUCGCCUUUUUCAGAUUCGCGAAAUCGCUUUCAAUUCCGAUGACUUUAUAUUUGAAGCAGCCGAAGUUCCGAUAGAAUGGGAAGAACAUUAUGUAGGAACUGAAAUUGACCCUAGAACGCAGAGCUUCCUCACAUGGGAAAGUUUGGAAUCUGUGAGGAGAAAUGGGGUUGGCUUGAAAGGGCCGAUGGCCACCCCUAUUGGCUACAAAACUCGAUAUGAUAAUGUCAAUCUAAUUACGAUCCGUGAAAAUACUGAAGGCGAGUACAGUGGACUUGAACAUCAGGUUGUGAGAGGUGUAGUGGAAAGUCUCAAAAUCAUUACACGCCAAGCAAGCUUAAGGGUAGCUGAGUAUGCUUUCCAUUAUGCCAAGGCUCAUGGAAGAGAGAGGGUUUCUGCCAUACACAAAGCCAAUAUCAUGCAAAAGACUGAUGGUCUUUUCCUCAAGUGUUGUCGUGAAGUUGCUGAGAAAUAUCCUGAGAUAACUUAUGAGGAAGUUGUCAUUGACAAUUGCUGCAUGAUGCUUGUGAAGAAUCCUGCACUUUUCGAUGUACUGGUGAUGCCUAACCUUUAUGGUGAUAUUAUUAGCGAUCUUUGUGCUGGCUUGGUCGGGGGAUUGGGCUUAACACCAAGCUGCAACAUUGGUGAGGGAGGUAUUGCACUUGCAGAGGCAGUACAUGGUUCAGCACCUGAUAUUGCUGGAAAGAAUUUGGCAAAUCCAACUGCUUUACUGCUAAGUGGUGUUACAAUGUUGCGCCAUUUGAACCUCAAUGACAAAGCGGAACAGAUUCAAAACGCCAUCCUCCAAACAAUAGCAGAAGGGAAGCACCGUACUGCUGAUCUUGGUGGCAAGUCAAAGACAAGUGACUUCACAAAAGCAAUCAUGGAUCAUCUUUAA